UUUGAAAUCACGAUUUGAGCAGGAAACAUGAUUAUAGCAUGGGGAAGUGUGAGUUUUUUCUGUUCAUAAUUCUGGAAUCAAUGCUUUUUGAAAAAAAUCAUGGAGUUAGAUAUGUUCUCUCCGCUUUUUGUGUCGAGAAGAGGAAGCGAGUAGGAGAAAAAUGGCGUCUUUAUUUCGCAAUUGGCUGUCAUCCGGUACGACUGGGAGAGAGCGCUCACCUCGUAAUUCGACGGGUAGUGCCGUCACGGGUGCAGUGUAUUUUGCCUCCUUAUUUAUCCUUUCCAGUUGAGUUCCGGUAAUAGCUUUCCCGUAUUGCUCUCCUUGGAGAUUUUUUUUGUGUAGUAUCAAAGCAAAAAACAGACAGGUCCGGCGGUGCAGUGGGCGGAAAAAAUUUGGAGCCAACCGCUGCACUAGUGCGAACCUUCUUUCGCUUCGCGUGGGAAGAUUAUGGCCUCGUUGUAGAAGAGAAGACUCCUUGAGAAGUAAUAUCAUUUAAGGGAACAUAACUUUUGUUAGCGAUGAAGAAUAAGAGGUUGCCCACUUCUCGUUCGUAUCAACAUGUAAUCAAUAGGUAUCAAGAAUAUUAUGUAAAUGAAUAAGACUACCCUCACCUAGAAGAAGCAGAAAGCAAGACUUCGUGGAAGUUCUUUUGGUCUAAGCAAGGAACGAUGUUGAGAUUCGCGUGGUGGGAUCGUGCCCUCAGUUGGGGUCGUGGGAUCCACUGAAAGGUGUGAAAUUAGAGACGAGUUUCGAGUUUUUUCCAGUCUGGAUCAGCAAGGAUCCGGUAUACCUGCCUCUAGGGGUACAGAUCGACUAUCGCUAUGCGGUCAUCACGAGAAAUAGCAGUGGUGAAGGGGGCAAUGGAGGAAAGCAGGGGGGUUCUUCGUCAAGCGUGGCCGCUUCGGGUGGUGGAAAAAGGGCCUCAUUCGCGGGUAGUUCGAGUGCGGAAAAAGAGGCGACAAGCAUACGUUGGGUGACGUCGCCUGGAAAGGUCCGCGUUCCCUCAGCAGAUAACAGCGAGACGCUGAUGAUUGAAAACGAUGCAGACGAGGAAAGUGGCUGUCUCGCGCUGCUUCCCACAGGACCGGAAAUGACCGCCGAAGACGAUGGUAAGUAGAUUUUCUGUGUUUCUAACGUGAGAAGAUUUUAUAAACAGAUCUGAGGACGAGCUUGGGAUUGCAGAUGUAAUCUGUACCCCUGCUUGUAGAAAUAGGUCACUUUGAUCCACACCACCUACGAUAAUGCCUUUCAGGUGGGUUGUUUCGCAAAUUUUCUGGGAAGACUGCUGAAGACUUGGCGCAGAAUACGAUGACCGUCCGAUCAGCAUGGGGCGACGCACUUGACCAAUUGAACAGCUCCCACUCGCCACGCGCAGACCAAUCGCCGACCGAUGUGGACUUAGGAAAACUUGUUUGCUGACUUUGCUAUUAUUUCCCAGAUAUUAACCGCGCAUCAGGUUCAUGACUUGUCCUCUUACAGUUGUAAGUAUGGUGGUAGUCGUACGUAGACCUCGAUUGAUGCUCGAGUACAUCUAAGAUCCGACGCGAUCGAAACGCGGCUUCAGGAGCUUGAAGAGCAGGAGUUGUGGACAGGAAACACGACCGUUCUCGUCAUCGCGUUUCAGCUUCCUGUGAAAGCGGUGCGCAGUGAGGACGGCAAGUGGGCUGUCACAACAGUGAAAAGUCAUGUCUUUCCGACGAUUCCCAGCCUCAGACGGAAGAGCGGGCACGAUAUUCAGAUACUCAACAUUGGGUGGCCAGGAGUGCAUGUGGAUUCGGAGUACGACAAAAGGCAAAUAUCGGACCUCUUACUGAGCCAUAAUUGCGUACCAGUGUUCCCAAACCCUCAAGAAUUCGAUAACUUUGUGCGGUUCUCGCACGAUCUCCUCUGGCCAGUGUUUCACGAUGUAAUGACGAAAAUGGUCGGCCGAACAGAACCCUUUGAUGAAGAGCACUGGGCAUCAUACCAAAGGGUAACUAAUGGUUGUUCGUUUUACAGAGUAUACAUUGUACUUCGUUCGUGUAGAAACAUCCUGUUAUCGUUGAAAUGUGAACAGAGGAAUGUCAUUUCUUGGUAAAAUGACCAACACCUCUCUUGUCAAGUUUACAUUUAUUGCGCUGGCAACUAAUACCUCGGCAACGUAACCAUAGGAUUCAUACGCAAGCGACUAUACAGGUGAAUCAUGCUUACGCCGAUGUCGCGAUCCGGCAUUCGCACGAACAGGACCUGUUUUGGGUGCACAACUAUCAUCUGAUGUUGUGUCCUCAAUAUCUGACGCGGAAAUUGCGCAUGGCCAAUAUUGGUUUCUUUCUGCACACGACCUUUCCGAGUUUCGAUAUUUUCCGAUCGAUUCCUUGUCGUGAGGAACUCUUGCGUGCUCUCUUGUGCAGCGAUUUGAUAGGGUACUUUCUCAUAUGCCUUUGAAAUACUUCUAAAUCAAUGAAUUAUUAUGUGAAGUCAUCAUAUUGCACAUAGAACAAGAAAAAGACCGAGUAAAAUCGCUAAUGGACGAUCAGGAGUUGAGCGAUAUUUUCAUGCAUUCCUACAACUGUGGACUUUCAGGUUCCAGUUUUUUGAUCACGCGCGGAAAUUUUUUGUGUGUGUCAAGCGCUUACUUGGUCUAGACUGGCAAUAUCUCCCAAAUGGGCAGCUCGCGCUUGCGUAUGUAGGUCGUGACGUCUGUGUCAAAGUGUCACAUACCUGCAUCUCUGCCGAAAAGGUCGCCUCCGCGUCUGAGGUGCUGAGGCAGGCAAUAGAGGCCGACGUGAAAAACUACAAGAAGCCGAAGGUAAUUACGGCACCCGGAACUACGGGGAGUCAAAAUCUCUACAACAUUGCUGGGGGUAGGCCAGGGCAGCAAAUCAUCGGGUCCACGAUUGCUGCCGACGACCUUCCAGGCAGUAUCGCAAAUAGCCCCUCGACGACUCCGUCGAUUGUGUCUCCCACGACGCGGAUAAGGACAGGCAGUGCAGCUGGCAGUAAGACUUUGUUGGAUUCGAAUGCAGGGCAGAAUGGAGAGGUUUCGUCGGCCACGAAUCCAAUAGGGGCGGGGCUAGGCAUGAAGAAAACGACGAGCAGCACAGGAUUUCUCUCAGCGGGUGGCGACACGGCUCCCGAGCCCCCAGUCAGCAUAUCACGGGCUACCGCACCGGGUCCGCCCUCGUCAGCUUCGACUAGUGCUAGCGGGCGAGGCCCCGCCACGCUGAAACCGCCCGGGUUGACUGUUUCACCUAGUGCACCCCCAAACAGCAUGUUAGCGAGCGCCACGGUCAAUGGCAUGCUGAGGGAGCAGCGAGGAGGUAGCGCGUCGAGUAGCAAUCUACUCGCAACCUCCGCGGGGCCGCCGCAGUUUACUAGCUCCGGAAAUUUAGCGGGCAAGGCAAAGAGUGCUUUGGAGAAGAGUACUAGAGGUAACUUCGGAGGAGGAGCGAGUAACACCGGCACCAUCGGAGGCGGUAGCGGAGGCCAGGGUUUCGAACCACCAGACGCAAACACUCGGCCUCCAGGCUCAAGUAAUGAGUGGUUGAGUAAUUAUGCCAGCGACCAAACGAGUUCACCGAGUACGACAGGAAUUGCUUUGGUCAGUGGACUACCACUGGCGAGGCAGCACAGCGGGGACGCAAGAGGCAGCACCGUUGUACAAAAGUUUCGGUCCUUUAGGCGGGGUCUUUUUUUUCACUUGCGAGAAGACAUGGGAAGCCGGAUAAUAUUUACCGGCAUAGACCGAAGCGAAGCGCUAGCUGGGACCAUGCUGAAAAUGCGAGCAUGGCAUUCUUUUAUGAAACCACAGUGUUAGCACUAUAUUUAUAAGUUUGUGAGGCACACAUGGCUUAUCGUUGUACUAUCUUCAGGUAGCUUCUACGCCAUAACUCCUCGUGAAGGAUAUUCUUAGUGUCCCUGCCAACGGACUCGAUUUUCGAGUUUCACCCUUGUUUCUUAUUUUUGUUCAUGUUUCUCUUGACCGCGUAUCCGAGUUUGCGGAAUAAAGUAGUGCUCAUUCAGUGCGCUUACCCAUCGGUUUCACACCCGGAUGAGCAGGGGAGGUUGUUCGAGAACCUAGAGGCUAUCACAACAUCAAUCAACGAUACGUUCGGACACCACGUGUUGCUGAUCUUAAGCGAAAUAGACCGAGACGAAAAGCUCGCACUACUCCAAGCAACGGACGUGCUAUUGGACACCCAGGUGAAAGAUGGGAUGAAUCUAUGUCCGCUGGAGUUCCUCGCGUGUCGUUCGAAGGAGCGAAUAGCGCCCGUCAUAGUAUCGGAGUUUUCCGGAGUAUCGCAGGUCUUGCAAGGUGCAGUUUUGGUAAACCCUUGGAACACGUCUCAGGUGAUCGCAGCGUGUGCCAAAUGCUGCCGAAUGUUAUGCUGUUUCAGAAAUAAGAUUGUGUUGCCUUCAGACUGCUUAAGCAUACCCGGAUUCUUCACGUGUUGUAUGCAAUUACGUGAUUCAUCAACAUGCAUGAGCAUGAGCUACACCAUGUGUACAACUGGAGAAGAUUAAGAAAUGAUUUCGUUCCUUCAUUCUGCUCCGACGAGGAGAAGAGAGAGAGGUUCAAUAGGGACUGGAGUUACGUUUGCUCGCGCGAUCCGUUCUCUUGGGUUGAGGAUUUUCUUGUGGAGUUGCGGGCCGCGAGGAAAAAAGACGACAAGAGCUACGUGGCAGUCGGGUUUGGUGCCAACUUCCGCCUUUUGAGUCUCGACACUGCUUUCACAAAUUAAGGCUCAUUUAAUCGAUACUCGUGUCAUUUUCCUUCCGUUGUGAGUCAGAUUCUGGUGAGGGCUAACCAGUAUUUUGACUUUUUUGCCCUUUCGAACUCUACUGAUCAAUCAUUAUGUUGUACCCUCUUCAUUCUUAGCUGUACACGGAGGACGUGAUCCACGCCUACAGGACAGCGCGAGGCUGUAGAGUUUUUUUGCUUGAUAACGAGGGCACCUUGGCACCGAAUCUCGCCACAAGAUUUGCGCGAACGCAGGAUAACCUUCGGGUUCGUGAGGUCUCCGAACUCAACAGCUACGGAGCGGCACCGAGUACGGUUGUCUUGCAGGCUUUGAUUAUGGCAGUAGACGUAAAAUUUUCAACUUCAAGUACCCAUGAUUAUAGACUGAUGUCAUCUAAUUCUAAGAUCUUGAUCUUCUUUACUCUUGGCUAGUGCACCCUAUAUAUAAGGUGGUUUCUUUGGUCAAUCAUACCAAACAGAUAUUAUCUGAUAAGUGGCGACUCUACAGUUGCAAUCCACCUCUAAUGCCCAUGAGCUAAUGAAAGAUCCACGGAAUAUAGUAGUCGUGAUAUCUGGACGUACGAAGGAGCAGCUCGAUCAUUGGUUCUCACAAGUGCCAAAAAUAGGUCUUGCGGCGGAGCAUGGUUUUUGCUACCGAAUACCACCUCUACUAGGAGAAGAGUGGGUGCAGCUGCAAACGGCAGCUACGGAUUUUCAAUGGAAGGUAAGUGCCUUAUACAUCAUAGAUAACUCAUAUUGGAAGAUGUGACUCUUGGAGUAUGAGGAGAAUCUUUCCAUGUGAUUUGUUUCGAAGAAACAAAGAUUUGAUGUGCCUACGACUUUGCAAGACGCACAAUACUUUGAGUUCUAGUGGAUGCAACACAUCAUCACAUCAGUCACUCGCCUGUCCUCUCAGCAAAUCGCGUUUGAGCUUAUGAAGGAAUAUUCAGCGCGAACCCAAGGCUCCUUCAUGGAAAACAAGGGCUCUGCUCUAGUUUGGCAGUACCGCGAAGCAGAUCCGGAAUUCGGUGAUUUGCAGGCAAAAGAGCUAGGACAGCAUCUGAGAGAGUUCAUGUUUGGGUACUACUACUACAAUACAUAGAAGAAUUUCUAUUUCAAUUUUUCUGGCCUUACGACGGCACUGUCUUUGGGUAGACUAAUGUUGGGGUUCGUUCAGCAGCAAGUAUUCACUAGAAAUUCCUCAAAAAGAUUGUUUCAGGUUAGCUUUUUUGGUUAUGCCUUUUCCUCCACACGAAUAUUUGGUGUCACACUUCUCUCAUCAUGUUUAUCAGAUUGCCAGUGGAGAUCACGAACGGCAAAGGGUAUGUGGAAGUUAAGCUCGCUGGUAUCAAUAAGGGUGCAGCCGUUAGCAAAAUCUUACAGAAGGUUUCGAAUAUUCGGGGAGAUCCGGACUUCGUGCUGUGUAUGGGUGAUGACCGCAGUGAUGAGAAUAUGUUUGAGGUUGUAAAUCAACUGCGAGACCUAGAGGAUCAUGCGGACCCGGCAGACCAGGACGAGGACGACGACAAGUCGACAUCGGACUGCGCGAGUAGGCAAUUCUUCCCUGUGGGCAUUGAACCGCGUCAGAGGCCACCCACAAUUAUGUGAUCAUGGAUAAAAACUGAGUACAACAACUACUAGAAGAACUAACAAGUUUGUUGAGCUGCAUAAUUGCGGGUCCCUCUUUGGUAUUAUGAGCGCGUGAAGGAUGAUUGGCGGCAGCCUCUACAGUCAAUAUAAUCUGAAAUGCGUAUCACCUCCAAGAAGUACAACAUCUUCAGACCCUGAAGGACUCAUUCUACGUAUCUUGUUUCUUCUUCAUUUCAAGCAGUGUGGUAGGCGGAACUGGGAUGAUACGGUCAGGAAGUGUGAACCAGAGUCAGGCUUUCGGACUGUUCAAUCAGGGCACCGUCUUAACAGACGGCGCGCAGACAACUCGCGAAAGAGAAAGGAAAAACAGCUUUAUCAGUUGUACCAUCGGACAAAAACCUUCGAAGGCCCGCCAUUAUCUGCAUGAUGUGGAGGAAGUCACAGAAUUACUUGCUGCACUGGAGCAUGCGGUGCAAGGAUGUUUGGAUGAUGACCGCGACCGCCUACAGCAAAUAGGUGGAAAGACCGCGCCAGCGGUGGUGCAGCAACCAAAUUUAUGCUCGCUGAUUUGUCAUUCCCCACUCAUGAAUCAUUUUAUUCCAAGUACUUACUUACUCAUAUAACCAAGGGCAAGCCCGUGAAGGCCACCCGCGCAAACACAAAACCGCGGGUCAAGAAACCAGGGCAGCCGCAGGAGCAAGUCGCUCCCAAGCCUAGAGGUAGGCCUAGAAAGGAGAAGACCACCGGCCGAGACCCCACCAAGCAAGUGCUGAUGAAGCCAACAGUCGCGCAGCAGCCAAAGAAGAGGGGCAGGCCUAAGAAGAUGCAGAUGCAUAACGUCGCGCUUGCCGGAAGCAGCGGCGCGGGCUUUCAGGAAGCGAGUAGUAGCAGCAAUAGUAGUCCCCCUGCACAAGCACAAAACCAGCAGUAGUUUUCUUACUUUUUUUGACUGAUUAGCAGGUAGACUCGCGCCCUAGCAUCACAAAAAGACUAAUCGUGAAGAGGAGGCGCGCGCCUUUGUGCUCUGAGUGUUCGCUGAAGGAGUUACACAUCAACAACGGCAACAACAACAACACCACAACCCGAAGGUAAGUCCCCCGCACUGUGUAGCGUAGUAUUUAGGGCCAUGAGUAGUUGGUGUAAGCGUUGUAGGGUGACUAGGUUGGAGCUGCUUCUGUGACUAUCGGUUUUGUUUACCCGAGCGUGUCGGCGUUACUCAUGCCAUGGCGCUAUCGGUUCUCUGCCGCGUCUCUACUCGGGUCGCAACGGAAUCAGGCAGCGUAAGUUGUCACGUGGUUCGCAAAUGAAUGAAUGAAUGAAUAACCAGCAUGCGUGGUUCUUCUACAAUAUCAGAUAAUAUACUUAAAUAUAAGGAAAUGUUGGUAAAACAUUACGAUGUUGACUAUCCACUGUUCAUAGUUCUACGCGGGUGGGUCAAAGACCAAGACACCGUUGGAUCAACUUGAUUUCGGUGCUGCAGAGCGAAAUUUCUCUGAGAGCAGUCUGAGUUCGACGGGCUAACGGCUUCUUCGCAUUGGGACGAAGUGAAAUUUUGACGAAAUGAUGCCAGGCCCACUGAGGCUUUAGAGCUGCGCGACCAUGCCGCUGAAAGCACUGCAGGAGAACCGCAAUGAAAUAGAGACUUACCACAACAUACAAUGACCUGAAACUGCAUACAGUGUGUAUCUAUAAUUUUCUUUCUUCCACUCCAUUUUUUGGCCAUCUUCAGUAGAUUUUUCAUGGAUGUAAUUUUGGAUUGGUCAUCUCUUCCCCUAUCAGAGUUGUACAGGAAUAAACUACAUGUUCAUCUAAUAUGCGCCGCUUGACAUAAUUGGAUAUCGUACUAAUAUGCAUUGUAUAAUUUGAAUUUGUAAGCAUAUAGUUGAUACAAGCCAUCGCCAUGUAAAUCAUGUAAAAAUUGAUAUUCAUUACUCCAUUGGAGGCUCGGCUUCCAUAAGCGUGUAUAAUCCUUGCUGAAGACCAGGUCGCCUGCCUACAUUUCAUUUUUUCAUUUUCGCGCAGUCGCACAUCUUCUUCUCCAUCACUCACUCAACAAUCUAACUCGUCUUCUAUUCAGUCAUCAGUCAACAAGAAACUCCUUUCACAAUCAGUCAACACCUCAGCUUUGCGUUUUUCAGUCGAAUACCAAUGUCUUAAAAAAUCAGUCCAGUCGUGGUCAAUCUAGUCGUAUUUCUUUGCGUUAACAAACGCAGCCUCCAGUGUAAGAAUCAUUCAAAUCCAUCACCAAUCAGUCACAACUAGGUUCUCAGCCGCAUUGUUUAGGUAGAAAAUUGAACCUGAAAGUCUGCUUGUCUGCAACUACCUACAUGUAACGAGUCUCUUGAUUCCAAAAUAACCAGGGACUCGAGGGACGAAUGUCAACAAAGCUAGGUCAUCACAGGUUUGCAGAGUAAAACUAAAAGCAAGAAGAUGUCAUGGCUCAAAAUGAACCCACAAUCUCGUGAGUCUCACAAUAGGUGUCGCUCAAGCAGAUUGGCUACGUUUAUUUCUAGAUUCUUAAUUGAUACUAGCCUCGUUCUUAUCUGUGGGCAACUCGAAGUCGAACGUGGUCGUUGGGUGAAAGCAGCAACUACGAAAGAAAGCCCA
Molecule: messenger RNA, 8917 nt
Organism: Amoebophrya sp. A25
Lineage: Eukaryota; Dinophyceae; Syndiniales; Amoebophryaceae
Source: the annotation of a GenBank genome assembly